GAACCAUUAUACACGCAGAUCAGGAGGUGCAGGUAAUCGAGGAAGAGAGGAGGACAGAGGGGAUGGAUGGAGGCCAAAACUCCUAGCUCUCCCUCCCCCUGUACAGGCCAGCUCAGAGGAGGGGUGUAGGUGGGAGUCUCAGUGUUCCAAAUCAGAUAAUGACAUGAGAAAAUCAUGGCUUCAGUGGGUGUACCUGCUCUCCUGAUGUUGGCAGCUCUGUGGCUGCUGCUGCUCAUUUUGCCUCCAUCCCUCUGUGCGUGUCCGAGGUCCUGCAGCUGCCCCAACCCUAAGGAAGUCCACUGCACCUUCCGCCACCUCCUUUCUGCCCCACGCAACCUGCCCCAAGACACUGAGAGGCUCAACUUAGGCUAUAACAGCAUUGGGACUGUUGGGACUUCAGAUUUUGUAAACCUACGGCAAUUGGAAAUGCUCAUGCUCCAUGGAAAUGAAAUCGCCUCAGUGUCUCCUGGAACCUUUUACCAUCUCCGUUCCCUUCAGAUUCUGAAGUUGAGCUACAACAAAAUCAAAAAAGUUGACCCCAACCUGUUAGAGGGCUUGACAAGCCUUGUACGGCUUCAUCUGGACCACAACCACAUUGAUUUCAUUGAGCCUUUUUCCUUUAAUGGACUUAUAUCAUUGAAACUAUUGCAACUGGAGGGGAAUCGGCUGAGGGAUUUGCACCCAUACACAUUCAUUACUGUCUCAGUCCUGGGUACAUUCUGGAGCUCAGGCCUGCGGCACCUGCAUCUGGCAGACAACCAACUGGAAUACCUGUUGCCUGGCACUCUAGAGCCCUUAGACAAGCUGGAAGUCCUUUCCCUGCAUGGAAACCCCUGGAUCUGUGACUGCCACUUGCACUGGCUUUUGGAGUGGGACAAAAAUCAUGAGGGAGUUAUUAAGUGCAAAAAAGAACGUGGCAACUGUGUCUUAUGUUCCUCACCUCAGCCCCUGAACAACAGUCAGAUCUUCCAGCUUUCAACCAACCAGCUCACUUGUGACCGACCCUCCAUCCAGUCCCCACUGAAAAUCGGGGAGGGCGGCAUCUGGGAAGACCAGGAACCAGAUGUCCCCUACAUCAAGGACCUACAGCGUCCUCUUGGCCACCUGACCUUCGUUCUGUCUGACAGCCAUGGGAAUCGUGCCCAUGUGGCUUGUGAUGUAACUCAUCCUGUCGAUGGUACCUCUAUGAUGUGGGAGCCAGUGAGGAGAUCAGAUGAGAUUGCUGUCAAUGUGACCCUGCGGACAUUGCUUGAGUGUGAGAUCGACAGGGAUGCUCUUCAGAACCUCUGGAGGUUGGUCGCCUACUACUAUGAGAGCCCAGCCAUUUUGGAGCGAGGAACCAAACUUGGGAAUUCUUCCCAAGUGACUUUUCAGUACUCUCAAGCCACAAGUGAGGAAUCACCAUAUUUUACAGAGCUCAAAGGACACUUAAUGGCUAAACCGUAUUGGCUUUUGCAACCUAGGGUCAGUCUUCAGCUUAACAGACGCAAAACCACAACUAAAAAACUGGUUAUGAACUUUUCUACUUUUAUAUCAAAGAACAUCAUUGGAAGGGGGAACAAAGAGGAUAUAGCCUCCUCUUGGGCUAUGAUCCAAAGAGGAGCCCCGGGGAGAAUCAAAUCCAUACUAGAGCACUCUGAGGUCAGUUUGGACUGUAGUGUGCUCAGUUCAGGGCAUCAGCUUGUGGAGUGGAUGCUUCCAGACUUAACAACAUUGGAUCAAACUGAUUCCCAUAAACUAAGGUUGGAGAAUAACAGAUUAGUCAUCAAAAACACAAGCAUUGAAGACUCUGGACUUUAUCAUUGUUUUGUGAGGACUGACAAUAGUGUGGAUAUAGUCUCCUUUAGACUCACAGUCAGGGUGCAUCUCUUAAGUCCCAGUGAUUUAAAUGGAAAGAAGAUGUCUGUGGAGAAUGGGGACUCUCUUAAUCUUCCUUGUUUAGUAACUUCCCCACAUCCAGUGGAGACAAGAUGGUACUUACCAAACCAUCAGAUUCUCAAAGCUUCGAGCAUGAAAGGCAGGGUUCACAUAUCACAAAAUAACACUUUGAUAAUCAAAAAAGUGACUUAUGAGGAUGCUGGAGAGUACAGCUGUUUGGCAGCUAACCUUUAUGGGGCAGACAUGUUGUCUCAUCUAGUUGUUGUUACUGGUGAAAAGGAAGAAGCUCAUAGAGGUGUUACACUGUCUGAAGAAGAAUCACUCCUUUUUGAGGGUGAAAACAACGAAGGGUCAGGGUACAAAGAAAUCAAACAACCAACUGCUAAACUCACUCCUCAAAGGGUGGACGGGCAACACAGAGGCGGUAUUUUUCGAACAAAUGCAAAUGGAAAGAAAAUCAAGGAGAGUGUGAGAAAACCUAACAAUUCUAUCAAAGAGCUUGACCCCAGCCGUUGGGAACAGAUUCUUGCAAGAGCUAAUGCUAGGGUCUUGAUCACCUCACCAGUUCCUCUAGAAAUUACAACAACAUCAAAAACAGUGCCAAAGCCUACAAUGAUUAUAACCAAAGCCCCUUCUAUGUUUGAUGUCUCUCCAACAACAAAACCAGAUGUUGCGGCUAGCAGUGCCAGCACAAGUUCAAGUGUGCAGCAUUUCAAUGCGAAACAGCAGGAAAUACCCCCCAACAGGGAGCAUGUAAAACAAGAUACUAUUCAGGGAAAACUAUCAAAACACAAUAACAGUGAUUCUAACAUUUCAGAUUUGACUUCAGUGCACAGAGAUGAGAUAACAGCACCUGAGCAUGAAACACAACUGGUUAAACAGGUAGACAAACAUGCAAUAGAACAGAAAAUAAGGGCUAACAGUAGUUCCUCUUGGAAUCAAAGGCGAAGAUUCCCAUUAAGGCAACGUAGGCCUCCAUCACGUAGGUUACGCCCAAAGCUACGCCAAAAUUUCUCCCCAGCUCCCAAUUUAGCAGUGCAAUUCACUCAGUCUCCACUUAGAACAUCAAUUCCUGUUAACAGUGCAGUUAUGAGCAGUGACUCUUAUACUUCAAACCAAAACAAUCAAGCCACAGCAUCAAUGACUUUACCAGAAGAAAAUUCUACCACACAAAACCCAGUGACUGAAAGCUUAGCUGAACAAGUCACAGAGGAUCCAGAAUUUUCUAAAACCACAUUCAGAAAAGAGAAGAAGCUAACUACUAUAAUUACAACACCUCUAGAAACCGAAUUAUCUCCAACAACACUUGCCCCCGGACCUAUCAGGUAUGAAAAUGAGAACAGAGAAACACUUUUGAGAACAAAUAGUCAGACAAUAGAAGACAAAACAAGACAGAUAACAGCAACAAAAAUACCCAAUGUUCAAACCAGCAACAUAAAUCCUCCUGUGACACAAAGAAAACCAACGACUGAAAAACCAACCUUAACUAAUGUAGAAAGACAUAGAGCCUAUAGCUGGGGAAUACAACCUGAGAUUGAAGUUGUGCCUCUCCACCCUUGGCUAAUCCAAAAGAAUACACAAAAGAAACAAAUAUUAAUUACACCACGUUCAUACACUCAGUCUCCUGUUUGGGUCAGCAACUAUGGCAUUCCAAUCUGGCCCACAGUUCAUAACUCACAAAACCACCCCUCUCGAGACAAAACAUGGUAUUUCCUCCAAACAGGAGGCAGGGGGCCAGCGGUCACCAAUCGACCUGAAAUCACCGCUGAGACAGCGAAGCCCACAGCUUACAUUUCUGGGUCAGCCACAGCUUCCUUUCAAAGGACCAUAGCUCCACAUGUCAGCUCUUUGUCUCAUGUACGAGACCACUUGCUCUUCAACAGGCUCAGAAACAGAUUUAGACAAUCACAGCUUGAUGCAUAUCGACUUGCCCAGCUGGGCAAGAAUGUCAGUGUUAAAACAAGGACAUUUCAGCCCACCCCUCAAACUCACCAAGUACCAAACUUCCCCAACAUCUACAAGCAUGUGACUCCCCAAACCAUCCUAGCAUACACAAACAAACCACCCAUCACAUCUAACGUGCCAUUUGGUAGUCGCUGGCAUUACAGUCAUUUUGGAGCAAAGAAACUGAGCACUGCGAUUCCCUUUCCAAGCCUGAUGGGCAGUGGAGUCAAACCCAGAAUCAUAACAACUGAAUCUGUCACUGUAUCUGCUUUAGCAGAAGCCGAUGUAUUUUUGUCCUGUAGAUCAUCUGGGGACCCCAAACCUGUUGUUUCAUGGACCAAAGUUUCUACAGGUGCAACAAUUCAGGCCAACACAAAACAUGGACAGAGAUUUGAGGUCCUUUCCAAUGGUACUUUUGUGAUUAAGAAUAUCCAGUUACAAGACCGUGGCCAGUACCUGUGCACAGCACAAAACAAAUUUGGAUCAGACCGCAUGAUAGUGACCCUCGUCGUUCAAACUCAGCCUCCAAAAAUCAUGAGUUCAAAGGCCAGAGAUGUCUCUGCAUUUUUGGGAAAACCAGUCAGCUUGGACUGCAUUGCUGUGGGUAAACCUGAAGCUCAGAUCUCAUGGAUACUUCCAGACAGGACAUUUGUGCGAGAUGUUGGUACGCUUGACCGAAGAGUAUUCUUAUUUCCUAAUGGAACACUGAGUAUUCACUCAGCAAACUUUUCCAAUAAAGGUGAAUAUAAGUGUAUUGCGAGCAACGCAGCAGGGGCUGACACACUAAAGUACCACGUUCACGUUGAAGCUCUACCUCCGACAAUUGCCGAGGUUGCAUCUGAGAGUAUGUUUAUGAAUGUUGGAAGAACCAUAUAUGUGCAUUGCACAGCUAAAGGAGAGCCAUUUCCUCUUAUUAAGUGGGUUCUACCUGAUGGUUCUCAAAUGAAGCCUACACAGUUCAUUGGAAGACGGUUAUUUAUUUUCCCAAAUGGAACACUUUAUAUAAAGAACGUCACUCCCAAUGAUUCAGGGAAGUAUGAGUGUUUGGCAACCAAUCCAGUUGGCUUUGCUAAAAGAACAUUCCAGAUGGAUGUUAGACAAGAGGCUCCAGGUCCCUGGAAAGGCCUGUCCCAGCAUCACAGUGUCACAGCAACAUAUGGAUCCACAGUUUAUCUGCACUGUCCAGAGUCCAUAGACUCACAAAGAGGCACAGUUUGGAGACUGCCAUCUAAAAUUCUGCUUGAACAUCACUACAGUCCACAAAGACACAUCGCUGCUUUCCCCAAUGGAACUCUUAGAAUUCUCAGACUGACUGAGAAAGAUGGAGGCAAUUAUCUGUGUAUGUACCAAAGACCAAAUGGUGAGGACAUGGAGCUAUUCCAAGUAGAGGUCCUCAUGAGGCCACCAAAGAUAGAGAACACUGGAGCACAAAAUAAGAGAGUUGCUAAUGGAGAAAACUUCCUGGUGGACUGUGUAGCUUCUGGCUUUCCAGACCCUGAGGUAUCAUGGAGCCUCCCAGACGGCACCAUGAUCAAUAACGCCCUCCAGUCGGAUGACAGCGGAACACGUAAUCGACGCUACAUCAUCUUUGACAAUGGAACUCUUUUGUUGCAACAAAUGGGAAAGAAUGAUGAGGGCAAUUACACAUGCUAUGCUAAAAACAACCUUGGGGAGGAUGCAAUGAAAAUAAGCGUACAAGUGGUCACAAACUCACCCCAAGUUGACCAGGUAUCCAUGUGGGCAUCUUUUGGUCAAUCAGCCCAGAUGAAGUGUUAUGCUACCGGCGUGCCACUAUCUACAAUCAUCUGGAUCUCACCAAGGAAUGAGAUAAUAACCAGAUCUUCGGUCAAAUAUCAAAUACUGAAUGAUGGAACUCUGAUCAUUAACAAAUUGACUUUGGCUGACCAGGGGAAGUAUGCCUGUGUGGCACGGAACCCAGCUGGGGAUCGCAUCAGAAAUGUGAAGCUUAUAGUUGAGGUUAAAGAGCCGACUAUCAAUGGAAAAAAUGGACAAACCGAGAAGAAAGUGUUAGCAGUGUAUUACCAGACCCUAUUGCUGGACUGCAAAGCAGAGGGUAUGCCUGAGCCCCUGAUCACCUGGACAACACCCUAUGGCAUGUCUUUGCCCACACCGUAUUUGGGAGGCAGGUUCCAAAUCCACAGGAAUGGAAGUCUAGAGUUGAGGGGCAUCCGAAAGACCGAUGAAGGUCAGUUUCUGUGCAUAGCCAAAAAUUACUUGGGGGAAGCAAGUCUGGCAAUUGACCUGGAAGUUGCAUCACUUUCCGAGAAGCCAAGCUUUCCCGUGCCAAACAUUGAGGUUCUCCCUCUCAAAGCAGAUGGUGUAGACAUCACUUUGGAGUGUCGAGCUACUGGAAAACCAAAGCCAGAGUUUCUUUGGAUUCUACCCAAUGGAACAGCGCUAAAUCCAGGUAUGAAACUCCAGCGGUUUACUCACUACCUGGAAAACGGAACAUUACGUAUUAUGCAGCCAGUUGUUGUUGACAAAGGCGUAUACCGUUGUCUGGCCAAAAAUGUAGCUGGACAAGCAGAGAAGCGCUAUGCUUUAGAACAUGGACAAAAGCCUCAAAUUAGAAGUUCAGCUGCUACUAUGAAGAUUUCAUUUGGACAGACUCUAAAUAUGCCAUGCACUGUGGAUGGCUGGCCUCAAGUAACAAUUACCUGGACUCUUCCAAACGGCAUGGUUUUGGACAAGCCUCAGGUUAUUGGAAAAGUAACAUAUUUAUCUAAUGGUACACUUCAGGUACGAGAAACUAGCAAAUUUGAUAGAGGAACGUAUACCUGCAAAGCAACAAACACUUUUGGAUCGUCAACAUUGUCAUAUCCUGUAAGUAUUAUGGUAUUCCCACCUCAAAUCACUCAUGCACCACCUUCAAUGACCAGAGUUAACAAGGGUUCACCUGUGAUUCUAAACUGUAUAGCUGCUGGCAUACCCAAACCUGAAAUUUCUUGGACUCUUCCUGGACGUACUACACUUGUGCCCAAUAAUCGCUUCACAGUGCAGGGUGGAAUUCACAUGACUGAGGAGGGCAAUUUGGUCAUCCAGGACCCAAGCCUCAUGAACUCAGGGAUUUAUAAAUGUAACGCCAGAAAUGCCUUGGGAACAGACUUCAAAGCAACAUAUCUUCAAGUGAAUUGAACAAUAAACAAUAUCCACUAGGUAACAUUGAAUAUAGCUUUGCAAUUAACAAAAAUGAAUGGUCUCUUCACCUUUCCCGAAAACUAUAUAAGAAACCAUAAGUGCAUCUAAAGCACUUUUAUUAACCAAAGAAAUGUUGUUCGAAUGGCAUUCAAAUGUUUUUUUGUGUCACAGCCAUGUGCUUGUAACUUUGGAAUUGACAAUCCAAUGUGCCAUUGACACAAGGCACAAUGAUUUCUUUGUCAUUAUGUAUUUAAUUUAUGAAAAUUUUGGCUUGUACAUAUUUAAAUAUUACACAGAUUAAAACUGAAUCAUUUUACAUACUUUUUCUUACAUUGCACAAAAACAUUCCAGAGUGUAUCCACAUAAACUAAUGUAUGUCUACAUGUUUGUCUGAUAAGUUCUGCCAGAUUUUAUGCAUUUUCAGUCCAGUAAAACAAAUUGGCUUUUCACUGUCCGAGUAGAAAGAGGCCUUGUAUGGUACAAAUGAAGGCAUUGAUGUGGUAGAUGUACAACAAAUAAGACACAACAAGAAACCAAUUAUGUUAGCUACUGACUUUACUGCCAC
Molecule: messenger RNA, 7546 nt
Organism: Xyrauchen texanus (razorback sucker)
Lineage: Eukaryota; Metazoa; Chordata; Actinopteri; Cypriniformes; Catostomidae
Product: matrix-remodeling-associated protein 5
Exons: 7
Coding region: 175-6978 (2267 amino acids)
Cellular component (GO): extracellular region
Molecular function (GO): protein binding
Source: RefSeq, a predicted model, not a curated record